CAAAAACUCAUUUCUUCAAGAUUUUUUAAGAAAAUGGACAAGAAUAAUGCUGGUGCAAAGUCUGGCAAUGUAGCACAAACCGGUGGCACUGGAUCUGGUUCGGGGAAUAUGGUGGCGCCAGGGACCGGAGGUGUAGUUCAGAUUCCUCGUGAUGCUUUCGAAGCUAACACCAAGGCUUAUUUUGACAACCUUCAUGCCAAUAACAAGGCAACUAAGUGAGAAGUGUUUAGUUGUUAAAAGAAUGAUCUGCACCUUUGUUGUUAUGCUCCUUUGAUGUGAUCUCCUAUGAUUAUCAUGAUUUAAAUAAAACGAGUUACUAUUUAUCUUGCU
This is a messenger RNA of Raphanus sativus (radish), 330 nucleotides long. RefSeq lists its product as uncharacterized. The transcript has a single exon. The record is from RefSeq and is a predicted model, not a curated record. Lineage: Eukaryota; Viridiplantae; Streptophyta; Magnoliopsida; Brassicales; Brassicaceae. Bases 34 to 219 code for a protein of 61 amino acids.